Molecule: messenger RNA, 627 nt
Organism: Fulvia fulva
Lineage: Eukaryota; Fungi; Ascomycota; Dothideomycetes; Mycosphaerellales; Mycosphaerellaceae
Exons: 1
Coding region: 1-627 (208 amino acids)
Source: RefSeq, a predicted model, not a curated record
AUGUGUGUUGCCUGUCUGAAUGUGAGUACAGGCGCGUGUCAACAUCGUUGGUACGAGCUGGUGUCACCUUGCAACCCAGCAAGCAACCUCGCAAAUUGCCCAGAAAGGCUUCGACUCCAAGGCUGGGAAGUUCGCAAAGACACCUGCCCAUUCUGCGACGGCGAGAACCACCAUCAAUCGACACACAGGCUGUUCGGCAGUACGUCGUCUGCCAGCUCAGUCACAUCCUCGCCCACGAUAUUCGAAAUGGGCAUGACACCUGCAACGAGACGAGGAAGUCUGGCCACUCUGAACCUCAACGCAGGCCAACUCAGCCCACUAUCACGAACCAGCAGCGGAUGCAGCAUCGAAAUGGAACGCUCUCAACGAAACCGCGACAUGAACGAUCGCCUCAUGCUCUACCUCUCAUCAGACCCUCACGAAGUCCUCCCGUCGGCUAGGAAGAACUACCCAACCUACGCAGCAGCCAUCGCACGGGUGGAAAGCAAUCUCUCUGGCAAGGACGAUUCUAAUGCAUACACUCGCCUACGACGACGCAGCUCUUCGAGCUCUUUCGGCCGUGGCUGGAAACGCUUCUCUGGACGCUUCAGUCUCGGUAAUGGCAGCCUUUACAGGAUCAAUCAAUGA